Messenger RNA from Ustilaginoidea virens, 1296 nucleotides. RefSeq lists its product as uncharacterized. Gene Ontology annotation, molecular function: DNA-directed DNA polymerase activity. The coding region runs from base 1 to 1296 and encodes 431 amino acids. Gene Ontology annotation, biological process: nucleotide-excision repair, DNA gap filling; DNA synthesis involved in UV-damage excision repair; DNA strand elongation involved in DNA replication. The transcript is spliced from 5 exons. The record is from RefSeq and is a predicted model, not a curated record. Lineage: Eukaryota; Fungi; Ascomycota; Sordariomycetes; Hypocreales; Clavicipitaceae. Gene Ontology annotation, cellular component: delta DNA polymerase complex; nucleus.
AUGGAUGAGCAUAUCAAGUUUCUCUCAGACCGGCUGCUUAGCCAGGCAAUACCAGUCACGUAUCGCGGUCUUAGCAGAGCGCUACAAAUUCACGUCAAUACCGCCAAAGGGAACGUUGCUACAGCCCUUUUCGAUUUUCAUCGGUACCAAAAUGCCCGUGAUGCCGACUCUAUCCACGCGACGUAUCUGGUCUGCGGUUUACCAGCGGCCUCUGCUCGUUUGGAUGACGGCAUUGAGACGAGAAGCUCCUUGCAAGGGCCAGAAGAAUCUUCUGGCGGGGUGAAAGCAAGCAAAGUAAUUCUGGUUGAAGAGCAGAACCUCCAAGAGGCAUUGAUGUUGUACGAAUCUGUCACCUCGAUACACAUUUACGGACUGUCUCCCAACCGCGCUGAGGAUUCAUGGAUCCGCUCAGAUUCGGGCCAGAAAACGUGUGGGCAGCGACCGAACCGAGAAAAGCCCAACACGGCAUUCGGGAAAUAUGGAACGAUUGGUAACCCAAAGGUGCAGCAUCGCGACCAGAAGCUCAAAGCUCUCAGUACCACCCCCCCCGCCUCGAUCGGCGUUGAUCCAGUAAUUCGGCAAGAAAAAAUUAAACGGGAGAUUAUAUCUGGUCCUUCAAUGAGUGAAAAACCGCCCUGUAUUACGGAGAAAGUGGCUUCAGCCCAUUCCAAAAAGCGAGCGGCAUCAAACAACAUAAUUCGCUCCUUUGCCAAAGCUGCAGCAGCCUCGCAAACCACAGAAACCGAUCCCGCAAAGCGACAAGAUGAUGCAGCCAUGACUCUUUCUGACGAUGGCGAAGCUGAUGAUUCAGACUUCUUACCACGCAAGCCAGAACCUCGGUCGGCUUGUCACACUCAGUCACGCACAGAGCGAGAAGAAGGACUGAGACGCAUGAUGGACGAAGAUGAUGAUGACGAGGAUGAUGAUGAUAAUUCUGACGCAGUGGCAGGGCCACUCGUUGACGAUGACUUGUCAGAGGGACCGAAGCUUGAGCUUAAUUCCCAGCCGUCUACACAAGAAAAACGUGAUUCUCCGGAGAUUAUCUUAAGCACUGGAAAUGGGCGACGACGGGGCCGGCGAAGAGUUAUAGCGAAGAAGCGAAUCGUAGAUGAUGAAGGGUAUAUGGUUACGAUUCAAGAAUCAACAUGGGAGUCCUUCUCCGAAGAUGAUAGCAAGGAAUCAGCGUCACAGAAGGCAACCCCUUUACCAAAACCAUCUAGCGCUGCAUCGAAACCAAAAAAGUCAUCGGGCAAAGGCGCGCAAGGCAGCAUUAUGUCAUUUUUUGCCAAGAAGUGA